Molecule: messenger RNA, 1094 nt
Organism: Leopardus geoffroyi (Geoffroy's cat)
Lineage: Eukaryota; Metazoa; Chordata; Mammalia; Carnivora; Felidae
Gene: YKT6
Product: YKT6 v-SNARE homolog
Exons: 7
Coding region: 246-842 (198 amino acids)
Biological process (GO): endoplasmic reticulum to Golgi vesicle-mediated transport
Cellular component (GO): Golgi apparatus
Molecular function (GO): SNAP receptor activity
Source: RefSeq, a predicted model, not a curated record
CUGCCUGCACCCUCAUCCCUCAGCCUUCGUGUUUCCGGCCGUGCCUAUCUGCACCCGGGGCACGAAAUCCCUCCGCCGGGACUGGGGCGGCGGCACCCGACCGGAACCGGAAGUGAACCCUGCGCCGGGCGGGGAAGCCGGCGUCGGACCCGUCAGCAGCCGGCGGCGGUCGUCGGGGGCGGCGGCCGCGCUGCUCGGUGCGAGCCGGUCCCGCGGCCGGGCGGGCGGUCCGAGGGCGCGGCGCCAUGAAGCUGUACAGCCUCAGCGUCCUGUACAAAGGCGAGCCCAAGGCGGUGCUGCUCAAAGCCGCGUACGACGUGUCCUCCUUCAGCUUCUUCCAGAGGUCCAGUGUUCAGGAGUUCAUGACCUUCACGAGUCAGCUGAUCGUGGAGCGCUCGGCCAAGGGCAGCAGAGCUUCAGUCAAAGAACAAGAAUAUCUGUGCCACGUCUACGUGCGAAACGACAGCCUUGCAGGGGUGGUCAUUGCUGACAGUGAAUAUCCGUCCCGGGUGGCCUUUACCUUGCUGGAGAAGGUACUAGACGAAUUCUCCAAGCAGGUGGACAGGAUAGAGUGGCCAGUCGGAUCCCCUGCUACAAUUCACUACACGGCCCUAGAUGGCCACCUCAGUCGAUACCAGAACCCCCGAGAAGCUGACCCCAUGAGUAAGGUGCAGGCUGAGCUGGAUGAGACCAAAAUCAUUCUGCACAACACCAUGGAGUCUCUGCUGGAGCGGGGGGAGAAACUAGAUGACCUGGUGUCCAAGUCUGAAGUGCUGGGGACACAGUCUAAAGCCUUCUAUAAAACGGCCCGGAAGCAGAACUCAUGCUGUGCAGUAAUGUGACAGCAGCGCGCAGAGGCCCCUGGGCCAAACGCCAGUCAUUUGCAUCAGAACCACAGUCCCUGGAGAAGCAGAGCCACCACGGGAAGACUCUGCACCCCUGGAGCCCUUGGCAGGGACCGAGGGGUCACAGAAUGGCCUGGGGGUGGGAAACAUUCAAAUUUACAUGCCUGGUGAUUUUUGGGAAGAUGGUUUGAAGCCCCCAGGGAUGUAUUACUGGGCCAGAUGAAACCAUAAACUCUUGAGUGACUCACA